Lachancea dasiensis is the source of this 1419-nucleotide messenger RNA. NCBI's taxonomy places the organism in Eukaryota, Fungi, Ascomycota, Saccharomycetes, Saccharomycetales, Saccharomycetaceae. The record is from the annotation of a GenBank genome assembly.
AUGAGCAUUAAACAAGCAUACGAGCAGAGUGGUCAAUCAGCCCUCUUUGAACAUUGGGAUGACCUAUCUGAUGCUCAGAAAGCAUCAUUCGAGGAGAAUCUGCAGGAAACAGCAAUGAAAAAUGAUCCAAGCCAGCUGGUGGAGGAUUGCAAACGCGCUAUAGAAUUGAGUUUAGAGAAUUCUAACGGCAACGAUUCCAUUGAGCCACUUCCGCAUACAUCUUACGGGUCUAUACUUGGUAAAGCAGAGUUGGAAAAUGAAUAUCGUGAUGUAGGACUUCAGGAGCUCGCACAAGGUAGUGUUGCUGUGAUCCUAAUGGCUGGUGGACAGGGAACUAGACUAGGUUCUUCUCAACCCAAGGGAUGCUAUGAUAUUGGGCUUCCUUCUAAUAGGUCCCUUUUCCAGAUUCAGGCUGAGAAGUUACUGCGUUUGCAAGCUAUCGCCAACUGCCCUAGGCCAAUUCCCUGGUAUAUCAUGACUUCAGAGCCUACGAGGCAGCCCACUGAACAGUUUUUCCAAGAAAACAACUACUUUGGUCUGUCUGCUACUCAGGUUACUUUCUUCAACCAAGGAACUUUGCCUGCAUUCGACUUGAAGGGUGAACAUCUUCUCUUAGAUAGCCCUACUGAUCUGGUCAAAUCUCCGGACGGAAAUGGUGGCUUGUACCGUGCCAUCAAGGAUAACGGAAUUCUAGAAGAUCUUGUUGCCAAGAAUAUCAAACAUGUUCACAUGUAUUGCGUGGAUAAUGUACUUGUGAAGCUGGCCGAUCCUGUCUUCAUUGGUUUCGCAUUGAAAAAUAAGUUCGAGUUGGCGACCAAAGCCGUACGCAAGAGAGAUGCUUCUGAGUCAGUAGGUUUGAUUGCCAGUAAAAAUGGGUCACCAUGCGUGGUGGAGUACUCCGAGAUUUCAAAAGAUAUGGCUGAGGCUACUGACGAGAAGGGCCUAUUGAAAUUCAGAGCCGCUAACAUUGUUAAUCACUACUAUGCGGUUGAUCUGCUGAAACGUGAGCUUGACAACUGGUGCAAGUCAAUGCCAUACCACAUUGCUAAGAAGAAGAUUGCAUUUUACGACAACAAAAAUAAAACUUACGUGAAACCGACUGAAGCUAACGGAAUUAAGCUUGAACAAUUCAUUUUUGACGUUUUUCCCAAUGUACCUAUUACCAAAUUUGGUUGUCUUGAGGUUGACAGGGCCAGCGAGUUUUCCCCUUUAAAGAACGCUCCUGGAACUGCAAAUGAUAAUCCAGGAACCAGUCGUGCGGCGUAUUUGAACUUAGGCACAAGCUGGUUAGUAUCCGCAGGAGCCAAGAUCGGCUCUGGCGUACAUGUCGAAAUUCCUGGCACUGUCAGUUACGGUGGAGAGGCUCUGGAAAAAUAUAAUGGUGAAGUUUUUGACAAAGAUCUUGCCAUCUUGCCUUGA